GAGAGCGCGAGAGGAGAGCGAGAGAGCGAGCUGCGAGCUGUGCUGCCUCCGCCGCUGCCCUUUGAUCCCGACAUUAGUGUUAGGGGCUCGGAGACACAGCGCGCGGCCAUAGACACCGCCGCACCGGCGCUCAUUUAUUUAUACCUCCCAUCACACGCGAGCACAGGACACACACACACUCACACCUAUUAGAUCCGUUUCCAUUGAAGAAUAUUACGCUCGGGGACAAGCCAGGUGCACGACCAAAAAAAUUAAAAAAAAAAAAGAAAAAGAAAAAAAAGAAAGAAAGAAAGGAAAGAAAAGAAGAAAACCCCUCUUCUGGCUCCAGGAAACAAGCUUCAACCCAUUGCACACACCGGAGAGAAGGGGUUUCCCCCUGCCCGCCCCCCAACUACCUCCCCGCUCCUGCCAGUGUCUGCCUGUCUGCCCCCACGGGGGUUUAUUUGAUCUCACAUUAACCGAGGAGGAGAAUGUGAGAAAAGGGGGAAAAUGCCCAGGAGGAAGCAGGAGCAGCCCAAGCGCCUUCCCUCACAUGUUAGUAGGCAGGACGAGGCGGAGGGCGAGUUCAGCGAAGGAGAACACUGGUAUGGGAACUCCCCUGAGACUCCAUCAGAAGCAUCCUAUGGGGAAGUCCAGGAGAACUAUGCGCUAUCCCUGGAGGACCGGAUCCAAGAGCAGUCCACAUCCCCCGACACCUCCCUGGGCAGUGCCACCCCCAGCAGCCACACGCUGGAACUGGUAGCACUUGACAGUGAGGUCCUUCGAGACUCGCUGCAGUGUCAAGACCACCUUUCGCCUGGAGUGUCUUCUGUGUGUGACGAUGACCCACCUAGCUCGAAUAAACCUCUGAGCAGCAACUUGAGGCGGCUGCUGGAGGCCGGGUCCCUUAAACUCGAUGCCACAGCCAAUGGCAGGGUGGAGUCCCCAGUGAAUGUUGGCCCCAGUCUGUCAUUUUCCCCACCUUCCCACCAUGCCCAGCAACUCAGUGUCCUGGCCAGGAAGCUGGCCGAGAAGCAGGAUCAGAGUGACCAAUAUACCCCCAGUAACCGUUUCAUAUGGAACCAAGGUAAGUGGUUGCCGAACUCAACCACCACCUGCGGCCUGUCCCCAGAUUCGGCCAUCCUCAAACUGAAAGCGGCAGCCAAUGCUGUUCUGCAGGACAAGUCCCUGUCCCGGACAGAGGACAGCCUGAGGUUUGAGUCCUUUUCCUCCCCCUUCAGCUCCCAGUCUGCCAGCUCCACCUUGGCAGCUUUGUCUAAGAAAGUGAGUGAGAGAAGUCUGACCCCCGGUCAGGAGCACCCACCUCCAGCCAGCUCUUUCCUGUCACUGGCCUCCAUGACGUCCUCUGCGGCCCUUCUGAAAGAGGUGGCUGCCAGGGCCGCAGGGAGCCUCCUGGCUGAGAAGUCGUCCUUGUUGCCCGAUGACCCUCUACCACUGCCGCCUUCUGAGAAGAAGCCAGAAAAAGUCACCCCACCACCACCACCUCCUCCGCCCGCGCAGCCUCAAUCCUUGGAAUUAUUGUUACUUCCGGUUUCCAAGGGAAGAGUCUCCAAGCCCUCCAAUUCAGUCCCAGAAGAAGAGAGCGGGAAGCCUUUCCAGUGUCCAAUAUGUGGCUUGGUUAUAAAAAGGAAGAGUUACUGGAAGCGGCAUAUGGUGAUACACACAGGUUUAAAAAGCCAUCAGUGUCCGCUCUGUCCAUUCCGCUGUGCUCGCAAGGACAAUCUCAAAUCCCACAUGAAGGUUCAUCAGCACCAGGACCGGGGAGAGACCUUUCAGUGCCAGCUGUGCCCUUUUACCUCCUCACGCCACUUCAGCCUGAAACUGCACAUGCGUUGCCAUCAGCACUUCCUGAGGACAGAGGCCAAGGUGAAGGAGGAGAUCCCAGACCCAGAUGUCAAGGGAUCUCCCCACCUCAGUGACAGUGGCUGCCUGGGGCAGCAGAGGGAAGGAGGAGGGACAGAGCUAGUGGGGACCGUGAUGACGUCUAAUACUCCAGAGAGGACUGGCCAGGGUGGGGCUGGCAUGGCACCUUUGCUGGUGAAGGAGGAACCCAAGGAAGAUAACGGCCUGCCUGCCUCCUUUACCCUGAAUGCUGCCGACAGGCCCGCCAACCACACAAAGCUGAAAGACCCCUCCGAGUUUGUGUCCAACAGUGCAGCAGCAUUGUUCAGCCAGGACAUCUCGGUUAAGAUGGCCUCCGAUUUUCUCAUGAAGCUGUCAGCUGCAAACCAGAAGGAGCCUAUGAAUCUUAACUUUAAAGUGAAGGAGGAACCCAAGGAAGAGGAGGCCCUAAGCACGCCCUUGCCCCGGUCCAGCUACGUGUUCAGCCCAGAACCGGAAGUGGCCACCCCUAACCUCUCCGAGGACCCACUGACCCCCCAGGAAAGCAAGGGGAGUGUGCCAAGGCGUGACCUGUCUGCCAAAGCUGCCUCAGAACUUCUCAUGAAGCUCUCAGCGGAGAGCUACAAGGAGACACAGGCAGUGAAAGUUAAAGAGGAACCCAUGGAGGUGGACAUCCAGGACUCCCCAGUCCCCAUAUCCCCCAGCCGGACCCUUGGCUACAGCACUUUAAUGGGGCGAGAGAAAACUGAUCCCUUACAGAAGCUUCCAGAAGGUAGAGUUCCCCCGGAGAGGAAUCUCUUCAGCCAGGACAUCUCUGUGAAGAUGGCUUCUGAGCUUCUUUUUCAGCUCUCGGAAAAAGUGAGCAAAGAACACAAUCACACGAAGGAAAACACCAUUCGGACGACCACCAGCCCUUUCUUUUCAGAAGACACAUUUAGACAAUCACCAUUCACCUCCAAUUCAAAAGAUCUACUGCCUGGAGAAGCUGCGCCGCUCGGAAGAAUACCAGCUCCAGAGACAGAGAAGCUAGUCCUCGAGGCAGGAAAUGGAUUACCGUCCUGGAAGUUCAAUGACCAGCUCUUUCCCUGCGAUGUGUGUGGUAAAGUGUUUGGCCGACAGCAGACAUUGUCGCGACACCUCUCUCUGCACACAGAGGAAAGAAAAUACAAAUGCCAUUUGUGCCCCUACGCUGCCAAGUGCCGUGCAAAUCUGAACCAGCACUUGACCGUGCACUCUGUGAAGCUGGUGAGUACCGACGCCGAGGACAUCGUCAGCGCCGUCACUUCUGAAGGCAGUGACGGGAAGAAACACCCGUAUUACUACAGUUGCCACGUGUGUGGAUUUGAGACUGAGCUCAAUGUCCAGUUUGUCAGCCACAUGUCACUCCACGUGGACAAGGAGCAGUGGAUGUUUUCCAUUUGCUGCACAGCCUGUGACUUUGUCACCAUGGAGGAAGCAGAGAUAAAGAACCACAUUGGCACCAAGCACACAGGGGAUGACAGGAAGACCCCCAGUGAAUCAAACAGCCCCUCCUCAUCCUCGCUGUCAACUUUGAGUGAUUCCGCCAAUGGCAAAGAUGACUCAGACAGCUCCCAGAGAAACAAGGGUGGGGACAACUUGCUGGUCAUCUCUGUGGUACCCGGGAGCCAGCCCUCACUGAACAGCGAGGAGAAGCCAGAGAAAGGGUUCGAAUGCGUUUUUUGCAACUUUGUCUGCAAAACGAAGAAUAUGUUUGAGCGCCACCUGCAAAUCCACCUCAUCACCCGGAUGUUUGAGUGUGACGUGUGCCACAAGUUCAUGAAGACCCCUGAACAGCUGCUGGAGCACAAGAAAUGCCACACUGUCCCCACCGGUGGGCUCAAGUGCCCAUUCUGCAUUUAUUCCACCAACCGCCCUGCUGCCAUGGAGUGCCACCUCAAGACCCACUACAAGAUGGAGUACAAGUGCCGGAUCUGCCAGACGGUGAAGGCCAACCAGCUGGAGCUGGAGACGCACACCCGCGAGCAUCGCCUGGGCAACCACUACAAGUGUGACCAGUGCGGCUACCUGUCUAAGACGGCCAACAAGCUCAUCGAGCAUGUGCGCGUGCACACCGGGGAGCGGCCCUUCCACUGUGACCAGUGCAGCUACAGCUGCAAGCGCAAGGACAAUCUCAACCUGCACAAGAAGCUGAAGCAUGCCCCCCGCCAGACCUUCAGCUGCGGAGAGUGCCUGUUCAAGACCACACACCCUUUCGUCUUCAGCCGUCACGUGAAGAAGCACCAGAAUGGAGACGGCCCCGAGGAGGACAAGAAAGGCCUGAGUCCAGCCUCCAGAGAGCCACCCGGCCCUGGAGCCCCACUCCUGGUUGUGGGGGGUGGCAGGAGUCUCUUGUCCCCACUGUCAGUCAUGUCUGCCUCGCAGGCUCUGCAGACUGUGGCCUUGUCAGCAGCCCACAGCAGCAGCUCGGAGCCCAACCUGGCGCUCAAGGCCUUGGCCUUCAACGGCUCCCCACUGCGUCUUGACAAAUACCGGAACUCGGAUUUUGCCCAUCUCAUUCCCUUAACAAUGUUGUACCCCAAGAACCACCUGGAUCUCACAUUCCACCCUCCCCGACCUCAAACUGCGCCUCCCAGCAUCCCCUCACCCAAACACUCCUUCCUUGCCUAUCUUGGACUAAGAGAAAGAGCAGAGACUGUCUGAGGACAGCCGCGUUCUGUACCAAAAACCAAGAGACAGAGACAGGAAAAGACAAAAACCCACAAAACUUAAACACAACCCCAGCAGGUGUAUGUCGCUGCAAAACCUACAGGCCCCAGGGGUCUGGACCAUGUGUACUGUAUAUCUUUAGUAAGGAGUAGAAAAUUGGCUCUGUAUGUAUACCAAUUGCAUUGACCGGAAAGCUGCUUUAGCCAAUCUUCAGAGAGGUGUUGCUGCCUGCUCCUCCCUUCAGAGGCAUGCCUCCCCAGCCACCACUCCCAGUCUCAGCCUCCUGAGUACUUCUCUCUCUAAGGAAUUUUGUCAUGUUAAACCCUAAAGAGAAUGUCCUUAAUAGCAGUCAGCACUUGGAAGCUUCUCUACUGGUACAUUGGGUUUUCUCUUGGGUGACUGGGCUAUUGUGGAUAUUUGUGGAUUGGAAAAGAGAAAAUGUGUGGUGUGUGUAUGUGUGGUGUGUAUGUAUGUGAUGUGUGUAUAAUG
This is a messenger RNA of Microtus ochrogaster (prairie vole), 5019 nucleotides long. RefSeq names its product zinc finger protein 827 (gene Znf827). Gene Ontology annotation, biological process: positive regulation of transcription by RNA polymerase II. NCBI's taxonomy places the organism in Eukaryota, Metazoa, Chordata, Mammalia, Rodentia, Cricetidae. Gene Ontology annotation, cellular component: nucleus. The record is from RefSeq and is a predicted model, not a curated record.